Messenger RNA from Vanessa tameamea, 943 nucleotides. RefSeq names its product 15-hydroxyprostaglandin dehydrogenase [NAD(+)]-like. The transcript is spliced from 5 exons. Lineage: Eukaryota; Metazoa; Arthropoda; Insecta; Lepidoptera; Nymphalidae. The coding region runs from base 114 to 911 and encodes 265 amino acids. Gene Ontology annotation, cellular component: cytoplasm. Gene Ontology annotation, molecular function: oxidoreductase activity, acting on the CH-OH group of donors, NAD or NADP as acceptor. The record is from RefSeq and is a predicted model, not a curated record.
GAUUUAGUAGUCAGUCAUCCUGCGUGUGUCGUAAGCGUAUACCAUUUACAUCCUUGCGCUGCCCCAAUCGAAGUACGAACAGUUGUAAGCGAGCGCUGUGGGGAACGGACGUCAUGAAUGUAGAAAACAAAGUUUUUUUGAUAACUGGUGCCGCGACCGGCAUCGGCGCUGGCGUGACCCGCGCUUUAGCGAAAAAGGGCGCUAAGCACAUAGCUGUACUAGAUGUAAAUACGGCCGCAGGAGAAGAGUUACAAGAGGAAUUAAACGACAAAUAUGGGGCUGGUAAAAUAUUAUUUAUAAAGUGUGACGUUACAACCGAUUUGGAUUCCGCUUUCGAUGAAGCAACAAAACAAUUUGGUUAUAUCGACGUUGUUAUAAAUAAUGCUGGACUCAUGAAUGAUGGGCCAAAUAUUUACGAGAAGGAAAUAGCUGUCAAUGUGACGGCGCUAAUAAUUGGUUCUUUGAAAGCAUAUAAAUGGAUGAGAAAAGACAAAGAUGGCAAGGGGGGUACGAUCAUCAAUAUCUCAUCAAUCGUAGCUCUGAUACAAAGCCAUAUCCUGCCCGUCUACAGUGCAACGAAGAGCGCUGUGUUACAAUUUAGCAAUUGUUUAGGCAAGGAAGAAAAUUAUUCACGAACAGACGUCCGUGUUCUAACAAUUUGUUUCGGUAUCACCGAUACUAAUUUAUUACGAGGAGUUGGAUGUAUUGACGAGGAAUUAGAAGAGAAAAUAAUUGUUGCAUUGCAGCACUUUCCUAGGCAAAGCGUAGAUUCGGCUGUCCAAGGUCUUAUAACGGCAUUCGAAAGCGGCACAAGCGGCAGUACUUGGUUAAUAACGACAAACAGACCGGCUGAAGAAAUCACUGGCAACGUACAGAAGGCAUUCGAUAUUUUACGUCAAGGCGUAUUUUAAUAAUACUUUUUUAUACAUAAAAAUUAAGCAAG